Phoenix dactylifera (date palm) is the source of this 2280-nucleotide messenger RNA. RefSeq names its product transcription factor MYB61-like. NCBI's taxonomy places the organism in Eukaryota, Viridiplantae, Streptophyta, Magnoliopsida, Arecales, Arecaceae. The record is from RefSeq and is a predicted model, not a curated record.
CAGCAAUACACAUAACUACUAGCUUAUUUAAUGGCAUGUCUUCAGUUGCACAUUCAACUUGAUCCACACGUAAAUUUCACUGUCCUGAACCAAAACAAAAGAAGGGUCAAGGCUAUUUUUUCUUCCAAAUGGAAGAACGCUAAUUUCUUAGGGAAGUUUCCAAAGAGAACGGUGAUUUUUCCAAGAUAAAGAAAGAUGUCAUCUGUUUUGAUUUAAAGCAUUGUAGGCUGUUGGUUCCACCCAAUGAUGAAAAUUUCCUAAAGUGACCAGAGAUUUGGGGACUUGCCCAAAGAGCAACAAGGGUCCUGCUCCCGCUGCCACAAUAAGAUGUGGGAUUUCCAUUGGAUCUGUGGUUGUUCUUGCACAAGAUCCUUGUCAUGAUAAGGAGUAGCAAAAAAGUUAAAAAGGCUGGAUUGCUUCAAGUACAAUGAAGAAGAGGCUAAUGAGAGAGGUAGUUCAGGGGAAAGUCUUUCUUGAAAUGUAUGUUUUUGUUACCUUGAUACUUUUACUGGCAUGGUUCUAAAGCUAUUAAGGGAUCAAAACCUUCUAGUUUUCUCAGAAGGAGAUGAGACAUUUGCAGCUCAGAUGAUCAAACCUCUCCUUUCUCCUCACCUUUAAAAGAAGGGGAGGAAAAGAGAGCGAAAGAAGGGGGGACGAAGACCUCAACACAGUUCCUCCCACCACCAUCCCUUUCCUUAUCAUUCUCCUCGCCGAUAAUUGAGCAGGACUAAUACCAAAGCCUGCCCAUCGGACGGCAAUUCUCAUGCUCGAAAUGGGGAGGCACUCCGGCUCCCACAAGCAAAAGCUAAGGAAAGGACUGUGGUCUCCCGAGGAAGACGAGAAGCUCCUCAAGUAUAUAACUAAAAACGGUCAUGGAUGCUGGAGUUCAGUCCCCAAACAGGCAGGCCUUCAGAGGUGUGGGAAGAGCUGCAGGCUAAGGUGGAUAAACUACCUGAGGCCUGAUCUCAAGAGGGGCACAUUCUCACAGCAGGAGGAGGACCUCAUAAUUGAACUGCAUGCAGUCCUAGGAAACAGGUGGUCACAAAUUGCAGCACAGCUGCCAGGGAGGACUGACAAUGAGAUCAAGAACCUAUGGAAUUCCUGCAUUAAGAAGAAGCUGUGGCAGAGAGGCAUCGACCCCAACACCCACAAGCAGCUUGCCGAGACCCAAGGGAAGAAUUCUGUACCCAAUGACCUCAGGCUCCUCACCACCACCACAACUUUAGGUAGUCCUGAUCCUAGCAUACCCAAGCCGGCUCAAUCUUUGAUGCCGGCAAUGGAUACGUUGGCGGCAGAGAGCUCAAACCCGAAGAAUUCAGCGACGGCCACCAUGGAAUUCUUUGAGGACCGGUUCGUCGCCAGCCAAGAGAGCUCAUCAAGCUGUCACCCAUCCGAUUCGCCUGGCUAUUUCCUCUGGUUUACUCAGAACAGUCGGCUGUUUGAUUUGAAUCCCGAAUUCAACUGCGACACGAUAUCCACUCUAGCCCCAUCUGCCUCGAGCUCAAUUCUCUCGACAUCGAUGGUUUUGAAGCCUGCGCUCGAUCCCCCACCGAGCUCUGCCGGCAUUACUGGCAUCUCCUACCGGGAAGCUGGUAAUUCUAGUAGCAGUAGUGGGAGCCGCGGGACCAGUAGUACGGUAAUUGAAUUGCAGAGCAGUAACUCCUACUUCGACAGUGCCAUCUUCCCAUGGCCAGACUUGACACCAGAUAAAGACCCUCAAAUCCAGCUCCCAGGGCAACCCGAGGAACUAAAAUGGUCCGAGUACAUCCAUGGCGCCUUCCCAGUAUCCGCAGAUAUCCAGAAUCAGAGCCAACCACUACACGGUGACAUCAAAACAGAAAGCCAUGGUUUGAAUAGUUGUUUCCAGAAUCAGCAAGCACAGCAGCAGCUGCAAGCAUCAGACAUCUUUGGCAAGGAUUUCCGGAGAGCAUCCGUUGCUUUCGAGCAGAUUUAGAUUGCGUAGCGUGAAUAAAGAGACCUACCAAAUCCAUCCUACGAACAGAAUUUUCGACUUCAUAAGGCUCGAGUUAUUAAAAGCUUCUUCUAAAUUUUUACAUGUGUGUUCGCCAUUGAUUUAUCUCUUUAAGCAGGUCUGAUGACACAGAAACUUCAGCAGCUCUUCGAAUUUGAAUAUUUGUGCAGACUGAUUGGGACUGAACUGCAGAAUAAAGCUCGUUUCAGUGUUUUUUUCUUUCCUUCUGUCCCUGUUUUCCUUUGCUUUGCAAAUCCACAUAUUGCAAACUUCUCUCUUAUAAACAAUCAAAGUCUCUACCUUUUGUU